UUGCGCCCAUAGGUUGCGCCUCGGCUGCGUCUAUACGUCAUGAUCAUGUGCCUUGGUCACGCGCAUAGAAUAAGGAAGUCAUCCCCUGUAGAAAGUCUUUGAAGAUAAGAAUGGCAGCUGUGUCCACAGAGAAAAGUGAUGCCAGUGGAGAUGACAUCCUGAAGUUGCAGUUUGCCCCUUUUAGCAGUGCCCUGGAUGCAGGCUUUUGGCAUGAACUGACCCAGAAAAAACUGAAUGACUAUAGACUGGAUGAGAGUCCAAAAAGUAUUAAAGGACACUAUUUCAAUGGGGAUCCUUCUGGACUGCCCACACGACUAUCCUUGGAAUUCAAUGCAUUUGAUGUAGAUGGCCCAACUCCAGCACGCUGCUGUCCAGCAAUUGGUACUCUGUACAAUACAAACACUUUGGAAUCCUUUAAGACUUGUGAUAAGAAAGCACUGUUGGAGAAAGCAGCAAAAGAGAUUUGGGACGCGAUACAGUCUGGUAUUGUGCUUGAGACACCUUCCCUUUUAAACAAAUUUCUACUUCUGACUUUUGCAGAUUUAAAGAAGUAUCGUUUCUAUUACUGGUUUUGUUUUCCUGCCUUGUGCUUUUCUGAAGGGAUUCACAUGGUUCAGCAGCCCGUUAUCCUUGAAGAAAAGUUCUCUUCCAGACAGAUUCAAAAAUUACAAGAAGCCUACGAGGAUCUUUGCCAUACAGAUGGAGCUGCUGCACUUCCAUACUUCCUAAUAAAGUUUACAGAUGAUUCAGUUUCAGUGUCUCCUCUAGGAAAAUGGAAUGACUUCUUCAGAGAUCAAAAAAAGGUAACAGUUGGUGUCUAUGAUCCUUGCACCUUGUCCCAGUAUCCUGGAUGGCCCUUGAGGAACCUCCUCAUUCUUGUGGCCUGCAAAUGGGGAGGUGUCCUUGAUUCAAUUGAAGUACUCUGCUUCAGAGACAGGACCAUGCAAGGAGUGAGAACUACUAAGCACAGCAUCUUCUUUGAAUUAAAGCUCCCCAAGCUAACUGCUGGCUCAGACUGCCCAAAAAGUGUUGGUUGGGAGAAAAACCAAAAGGGAAGCAUGGGACCAAGAAUGGUGAAUCUCAGUGAAUGCAUGGACCCUAAAAGACUGGCAGAGUCAUCAGUUGAUUUAAACCUGAAACUGAUGCGCUGGAGAUUGGUUCCGUCUCUUGACCUGGAGAAGGUUGUUUCGAUCAAAUGUCUUCUUCUUGGAGCUGGCACCCUGGGCUGCAAUGUUGCAAGGACCUUGAUGGGUUGGGGGGUAAGACACAUCACUUUUGUGGACAAUGCAAAGAUCUCUUACUCUAAUCCAGUGCGUCAGCCUCUGUAUGAAUUUGAAGAUUGUCUAAGUGGUGGAAAAUCUAAAGCUCUUGCAGCUGUGGAAAGAUUAAAUAAAAUCUUCCCUGGAGUGAAUGCCCAGGGCUUUAACAUGAGUAUUCCCAUGCCUGGUCAUCCUGUGAAUUUCUCAGAGGUAACGAUGGAACAAGCUUGCAAGGAUGUAGAACAACUCGAGAAACUCAUUUCUUCUCAUGAUGUUGUUUUCCUGCUAAUGGACACUCGAGAGAGCCGAUGGCUUCCCACUGUCAUCGCAGCCAGCCAGCAGAAGCUGAUUAUUAAUGCAGCCCUUGGGUUUGAUACCUUUGUUGUAAUGAGGCAUGGCCUUAAAAAGUCUAAAGAGCAAGAAUCAAGUGAAUCGGCUGGUGCUGCUGCCUCCUGCAGUGCAGUGUCUGCCCCAGGGACCUCGCUCUUUAACAACAUCCCUGGCCACAAACUGGGCUGCUAUUUCUGCAAUGAUGUGGUGGCACCCGGGGAUUCAACCAGAGACCGUACUUUGGACCAGCAGUGCACUGUGAGCCGACCAGGUUUAGCCAUGAUUGCUGGAGCUCUCGCGGUGGAGUUGAUGGUGUCUAUAUUACAGCAUUCAGAGGGAGGUUAUGCAGUAGCCAGCAGCAGUGAUGACAGAAUGAAUGAACCUCCAACCUCUCUGGGGCUUGUUCCUCAUCAGAUCCGAGGAUUUUUGUCACGAUUUGACAACGUGCUCCCUGCAAGUUUGGCUUUUGACAAAUGCACAGCUUGCUCACCAAUAGUUCUUGAUCAUUAUGAAAAAGAAGGGUUCCAGUUCCUGGCAAACGUGUUUAACUCUUCACAUUCCUUUUUGGAGGACCUGACCGGGCUGACACUGCUUCACCAGGAGACUCAAGCAGCAGAGAUCUGGGAUAUGAGCGAUGAUGAAAGCAUCUGAGGUAGAGGAUGACGUCAGUAAGGUGUUCUUCAUCACCGUUUAUCAACAUACAAACCAAGAUCUUGACCGGGCGUAAGCACCACCUCUUGAUCUGCCAGCGAAAUCUCAUUGCAGCUCUGUAUUUGCCUUUUUUUACUUGCUGUCUUAUUUUGACCCCCAUUUACUAAGCAAUACAAAACUGGGAAACACCUCAAAUGCAAA
Acipenser ruthenus (sterlet) is the source of this 2441-nucleotide messenger RNA. Its product is annotated as ubiquitin-like modifier-activating enzyme ATG7. The record is from RefSeq and is a predicted model, not a curated record. Bases 111 to 2240 code for a protein of 709 amino acids. Lineage: Eukaryota; Metazoa; Chordata; Actinopteri; Acipenseriformes; Acipenseridae. Gene Ontology annotation, molecular function: Atg8 activating enzyme activity; Atg12 activating enzyme activity. Gene Ontology annotation, cellular component: phagophore assembly site; cytoplasm. The transcript is spliced from 19 exons. Gene Ontology annotation, biological process: C-terminal protein lipidation; piecemeal microautophagy of the nucleus; autophagy of mitochondrion.